CAAUGGAUGAAAAAUAGAUGGCAUUCAAAUGCUGUACAACCGGAUGCAACUAGCCAGAGCUUGAAGCGCAAACAGCAUGGACUGUGACUCUCCAACGAAAGAGCAGAACUCGUGCCUCGUCAAGAUUUACGAUGGAAAUGAUGGGGACUUGAAGUUGAAUGACAUCGCAGAGUUUGUUGGUAUCGUAUGGAAAGAAUCGGAACUGGUUUCUAGCUCGACUUCUGAUUCAUCAGCUUUUGCUGAAUCCUUGAUGAAAGAUGACACCUCCUUGCAGUUACCGUCCAGCACGGUUCCUCGACUUCACUGUAUUACCAUGAGAAAACUUUCAGCUUACAGUAUUCCUAGUCAGCCGGGUGCUUUGGCGGAUAUAUGCUCCGUGAGGGAAUCUCUUCUUUGUAAAUUACAAUCUGUUCUCGGUGAGGACAGACUCGCCGCAGAAUAUUUACUCUUGCAUCUUCUGUCAAAGGUUUAUAGCCGUGUAGAGCCCUUGGCUGUUGGGAAGUUUUCUCUCAACUUUAGCGGGUGUCAAGCUGGUGCCGAUGGUUCCGUAUCACUCGUUACCUCUGCAGUCGGGCACGCGAUAUCAGUACUUCGUCCCUGUUCACAAGUGGUGCCGCUGUCACUCCAGGACUUGAACUCCUGUCUGAUCGCUCCACGAAAAGAUUAUGCCACCAAUCGAUUGGUUACCGGUGGUUUACAACUAGCAAGCGGCACGCAUCUUACGUUAGACGAGACUGCUUUGAACACAGGAAGGCUGAACGAAACCGGUGUCAAGAAUUUGCAGAGCUUGAAGAGCGUCAUGGAGUCUCAGAAAGUCGACUACGAUUUCCAGUAUUAUCAGAUGGAAAUGCCGACAGAUUUGCCCGUGUUGGUGGUUUCUUGCGGCAAAUCGAGGAUUUUACCAGCUGAUGCGCUCGUACCUUUAAGGUGCAGCGCGGAAGCGGCACGUAUCCAUGCAGAAGCAUCGGACUUGUCGAAAUGGCGUAUUUAUUUGAGCAGUGCGCGGGAGGCCGACCACGUUAUCGAGCCUUCAAUGCAGAAGAUUCUGGAGGAAGAUCUUGUGGCCGCACGCCAGAAGGAUAGAACUGUAGGAUCUGAAACGUUUCACAGAUGGUUAACAAUGGCUCGCCUGUUAUCCUUGAGCUAUGGCGAACGAAGCUUGACGAGGGAGAGAUGGGAGAUGAUGAAGGAACUCGAAAUGAGGUGUGCCGCGAGAUUAAGAGAAACUACAGCGUAACAAUUCCUAAGAAUGGACCUUUGUGGAGUUCAAAUGAUCAUCAUUAACAUCCUUCUGGAGCUCAAUUAGAUAAAAAAAAAAAGAUAGAAUCUUUAUCUUUACCAUUUAAAAUUUAGGUUUUCGAGUUUAGUUAGCAGUAACCUUUUCCUUUUGCCUCUUCUAUAUAAACUUGCAACAAAGGUUUUUGGGGA
This is a messenger RNA of Selaginella moellendorffii, 1428 nucleotides long. Its product is annotated as mini-chromosome maintenance complex-binding protein-like. Gene Ontology annotation, biological process: DNA-templated DNA replication. The transcript has 9 exons. The record is from RefSeq and is a predicted model, not a curated record. Gene Ontology annotation, molecular function: chromatin binding. The coding region runs from base 77 to 1237 and encodes 386 amino acids. Lineage: Eukaryota; Viridiplantae; Streptophyta; Lycopodiopsida; Selaginellales; Selaginellaceae.